Messenger RNA from Acyrthosiphon pisum (pea aphid), 1883 nucleotides. Its product is annotated as peroxidase. Lineage: Eukaryota; Metazoa; Arthropoda; Insecta; Hemiptera; Aphididae. Gene Ontology annotation, biological process: response to oxidative stress. Gene Ontology annotation, molecular function: heme binding; peroxidase activity. The record is from RefSeq and is a predicted model, not a curated record.
UUUUACUCUAAUGAAAAAUUUUAAUUUAAUUAAUUAUUCAAUGUCUAAGGUUUAAAUUCAUUUGCACAAGGAUGUUAAAUUUGUUUGUGUGGUUAUGUUUCAUAUCAAUAUUGGGAAUUUCAAUAAGUUGUAAAACUGCAAAUGAAGACUUUGUGAUUUAUCACGGAGAUGGUCCUCAAUCAAAUAGCAUAUAUUAUGACAAGUGUGCGCCCACAGUGACCUGCAAUCCAAAUGCUAUUUAUAGGACAGCAAAUGGCUCAUGUAAUAACCUAGAGAACCCGUUGUGGGGGUCUUCUGAAACUCCAUACAUCAGACUUUAUGAAGCUGCUUAUAAUGAUGGUGAGGCCAAAGAGAUGCUGUUCCAUCCCGAUUAAUGAGAUCAACAGUAAUACCCCAUACCAAUGUCAAUUACCUAUUGAGUUGCCAAUGGAUGACCCAGUUUAUGGUCGUCAUGGACGAACAUGUAUGGAAUUUAGACGUGCAAUGACUGCUGCUAAUAAUUUCAACUGUUCAAUAUCUCCCCAAAUUCCAAUGAAUCAGGCGACAUCGUACAUUGACUCGUCACAGUUGUACGGACACACAUCAGUCAAGGCAAAUUCAAUGAGAUCUUUUAAUGGCGGGAGAUUGUUAACUGAAGUCAUAAAUGAAAACGAGUACUGUCCUCUAAGGAAAAGAAGCGGAUCAUUAUUAUGUGAUGGGAGGGAUAACGUGACUGUAUGUUUUGAAGGAGGAGACCCAAGAAUAAAUCAACACUUUGGGAUCACAUCGUAUAGUAUUAUAUUUACCCGGUUUCAUAAUGUUGUGGCUGAUAAGUUACAAGAAUUAAAUCCUCAUUGGUCUGAUGAAGUGUUAUACCAAGAAGCUCGAAAGUUCAUCGGUGCACUAAAUCAGAUAAUUGUUUAUCGGGAUUACCUGCCUAUUUUACUUGGUAAAUCAUUUACAAGCUGCGGUUUGGAUCUCAGUAAUAAUAUAACGACAAAAUACUAUCCGGAAAAGCAUGCAGCUUUGCAUGUGGAAUUUGCAGGCAGUGCUUUCCGAGUUCCACAUAACACAAUAGCUUCGUGUUACAAUUACGUAGACAAAGAUUAUGAGACAGUCGAUUCAGUCAAACUUAACGAAUGGAUGUCGAUACCUGAUCCCUUAGUUAACGGUUCAAAACUUGAUGAAAUAGUCAGAGGCAUGACUACAUCAGAAGGCCGUUUUUAUACGCCGUCUUAUAACUAUCUAAUAUCAAAUUUCAUGCUCCAUAAACAUGAAAAUGGUGGUGAUCUAGAUUUGCUCUCAAUCGACAUUCAGAGAGGGCGCGAUGUUGGAGUACCGCAAUAUAUUAAGAUGAGGAAAUGGUGUGGUUUACCAGAAAUCUGUUCAUUUGAAGAUUUAUCAAAAAUUUUAUCAGAAGACGUCAUCGAAAAAUUGAAAAAUUUGUACGCAACUGUUGACGAUAUGGAUCUUAUUGUGGGAGCUUUACUCGAACCACCAGUUGAUGGUGGAACGGUUGGUCGAACUGCACAGUGCCUCUUAGCUGAUGUAUUUCACCGUCUUCGAUACGGUGAUCGUUUCUUUUUUGAUAUGGAAGGUCAACCGGGAAGCUAUUCUCCAGAAAAAUUGAGCAGUUUGAAACACAUGGAUCUUCCUUGCGUAAUAUGUGCCACAACAAAAAUGGAUGAAGUACCAUCUAAUAUUUUUGAGCCAAUAGGAUAUUCAAAAAUGGUUAAAUGCCAAGAUCAUUUAUUAAACUUGGAUCUUAGUGCUUGGAGAGAAUCUCCAUAGUUUGAUGGACACAUGUGAAACGUCAAUUGCAUAGGAAUGAGGCGCUAUAAUUUAAAAUUAUAAAUAAAUAAAAUAAAUACUAGCAUGUUAAAUAUAUUUCACAAUCAAAAUAA